Podarcis lilfordi (Lilford's wall lizard) is the source of this 11972-nucleotide messenger RNA. The record is from the annotation of a GenBank genome assembly. Lineage: Eukaryota; Metazoa; Chordata; Lepidosauria; Squamata; Lacertidae.
AUGAAGAAUGAAGCUUGCUCGUUGGCCUUUUUCAGAGCCGUCUUUGCCGAGUUCUUGGCCACCAUGAUAUUUGUGCUUGUCGGGGUGGGCUCGGCCUUGAAUUGGCCGUCGGCACUCCCACAGAUGGUGCAGAUUUCCAUGGCCUUUGGCUUGGCCAUCGCCACCCUCGUCCAGUCCGUGGGCCAUGUCAGCGGGGCUCACAUCAACCCAGCGGUGACAGUGGCCCUCCUCGUGGCACAAAAGAUUUCAGUGGUACGAUCGGUGGCCUACGUUGUGGCUCAGAUGUUGGGAGCGAUAGCUGGGGCAGGGGUGAUCCACCAGCUCACUCCAGCCGAUAUCCGAGGGACCCUGGCCGUCAAUGCGGUAAGUGCUGCUGACACAUGGAUUCCUAUUGUCCUGGCUGAAGAAAAUGACAAGGGGUCAGUCCUGCUAAAUUUCGUGGGUCUUAAUACCAGGUAAGCAUACGCAGGAUUGAACCACCUAAUGCAGGGUUAGAGAACCUGAGGCCCUACCAGUGUUGCUGAACUACAACUUCCAUCACCGUAGAUCAUGGGUAGGCAAACUAAGGCCUGGGGCCGGAUCCGGCCCAAUCGCCUUCUCAAUCCUGCCCAUGGACAGUCCGGGAAACAGUGUGUUUUUACAUGAGUAGAAAGUGUCCUUUUAUUUAAAAUGCAUCUGUGGGUUAUUUGUGGGGCAUAGGAAUUCACUCUUUUUUUCUUUUCUUUUUUCAAAAUAUAGUCCGCCCCCCCCCAAAGUCUGAGGGACAGUGGACCGGCCCCCUUGUUGAAAAAGUUUGCUGACCUCUGCCGUAGAUUAUAUACCCUCCAAUAUUUUGCCGAUGAAAAUAGGGACAUCCUAUUCCAUAUUAUUAUUAUUAUUAUUACCACCCCACCCAUCUGAAGAUGUUAAGCUUCUUCUUUUCCCCCCAAAAUCUCAGAAAAGAAAAGAAUUUUUUUGGAGUUAUUUUUAAGGGGUUUGCCAAAAUCAAGACUUCUACCGGUUUUUGCCCAAAGACUGUUUCUGACUGCCAUGUUCUGGUUACGUCUGGGAAAUUCCAGACAUAUCGCAGCCCUACCCUAGGCGGCUUUCAACAUAUAUGAAAACAUUAUAAAGCAUUAAGAAAACUUCCCUAUACAGGGCUGCCUCCUGAAAGUUGUAUAGUUAAUUAUCUCCUUGGUUUGGAGGGGGGGGGUCGCAUAACUCUUUGGCCUCCAACAUUUCUCUGAUGAAAAUAGGGACGUCCUAAGGAAAAUUGGGACAUUCCAGGAUCAAAUCAGAAACUGGGACAGCUUCUGUAAAUCCGGGACUGUCCCUGGAAAAUAGGGACACUUGCAGGGUCUGUGACUAUUGACCAUGCUGGCUGGGGCUAAUGGGAGCUGGAGUCCAAAAACAUCUGGAAAGCCAUAAAUUCCCCAUCCCUAAAGCUACCUGGAGGGAACAUGUUAUGCCCUCCCCUGGCUGGAAGAACAUCAUAUCGUGGGGCACACCAUGGCCAAGUGCCGUUCUACAAACCCAUUGGCAUUAUAGCCAAUUUAUAGUCCUGUGAGUGUGGAGACUUCAAAAUCCAUCAGGGUUCAUGAUGAGUGCUGGAGAUUACCUCUAUUGUCCUUCUCAGUGGUGGCUCACUGCCAGUUAUUAUCAGCAAUUAGAGGAUUUUGUGCAGCAGCAAGAGCUUGUUGGCACAGGAUCCUGUCUUAAUUUAAAAAUUAUUAAUACUUUAUGUUCUUUUCUACCAUUUUAAUAUAAUUAUUCUAUAUUUCCCAUUUUUUUAAAUAAAAAAAUUACAUUGUUUUUAAUUAUACAGUUAAUAUUGUACUUAAUAUAUUAUGUUGUGUUUUAUGUGCUUUGUUUUCUUCCUGCUUUCUUUACACACAACAACAACAACAACAACAACAACAACAACAACAACAACAACAACACAUAUACAGUCGUACCUUGGAAGUCAAACGGAAUCUGUCCCGGAAGUCCGUUCAACUUCCAAAACAUUCAGAAACCAAAGCACGACUUCCGAUUGGCUGCAGGAAGCUCCUGCAGCCAAUCAGAAGCCGUGGAAAACCCAUGUCGGGCGUUCGGGUUCCAAAAGAAUGUUAGAAAACCAGAGCACUCACUUCCGGGUUUCAAUCGCUCGGGAGCCAAUUUGUUCAGGAGCCAAGGCGUUUGAGAUCCAAGGUACGACUGUAUUGCCAGGCCUUAGGGGUGUCUACACCUUACAUUGAACAAGUGUGCAGUCUGUGUGCCUGUGUACACAAUAGCUGGACUGCACAAAUGCACAAAUGCACAAGUGUACAUUGUUUUAGACAAGCACUUGUGCAGGUGUAGAGUACGAUGAACCUGUGUCCAUUGUAAUGUGUGUACAACCCUCUUGCCUAAAGCCAAUAGGGUUAGGCUGGAGAGGAGAUAGCUGGGGUGAUGCCAAAAAAGCCUGAGCUUUGAUUGCAGAAGGUUUUUGGCAGCUAUACAAAGGGAUGUGGAGUUCAGCCAAGGGAUUGUGCUUGUCCUCAGCUACAAUCAGAGCAGUGCAAGUUGCUUCUGGUUAUUUCAGUGGCCUGAUGAAUCUAGAUCAUUUACAGGCUCUCCAGCAGAGUGCUAUGAAAACUUUGUCACACCGGCAUGGUCUUGAUUCCAACUACAGUGGUACCUCAGGUUAAGAACUUAAUUCGUUCUGGAGGUCCAUUCUUAACCUGAAACUGUUCUUAACCUGAGGUAUCACUUUGGCUAAUGGGGCCUCCCACUGCCGCCACCGUGCGAUUUCUGUUCUCAUCCUGAAGCAAAAUUUUAAACCCGAGGUACUAUUUCUGGGUUAGCGGAGUCUGUAACCUGAAGUGUCUGUAACCCGAGGUACCGCUGUACAAUUCUCUUUGGAUGUUUAGGUAGGUACAAUAUCACCAUCCCAAGGGACUGCAUUCCCUUGUUUGACAAAGUGGGAAGGGAUCUUCCCUCGCUACUGCAGCCAUAAAUCCAGAAUCAGAAUGGAACAUCACAGAAGUGACUAGGGGCUUCUCCAGACUGAUAUGUUUUAUUGUGGACAUCUUCUGCAGCAUAUUCUCAGUGCAAUAAUAGUACAUUAGUGGUGUAUUUUUCAAAAGAACACAGCAAAGGGAAAACAGUAUACUUAUAGGGUUGUUGUAAUGCAUACAGUUUAAAACAAAGGGCAAAUCACCUUAAAGAUGCUAAAGGGGUGUCUCCACACCCCACCAUCGUUCAGCCUGGACACUGAGGUCCAGCUCCCAGGGCCUUCUGGCAGUUCCCUCACUGUGAGAAGCGAGGUUACAGGGAACCAGGCAGAGGGCCUUCUCGGUAGUGGCACCUGUCCUGUGGAUGUCAAGGAAAUAAACAACUACAGUGGACGCUCGGGUUGCAAACGUGAUCUGUGUGGGAGGCACGUUCGCAACCUGCAGCGUUCACAACCUGCAGCGCCACAUCUGUGCAUGCAUGGGUUGCAAUUCUGCGCUUCUACUCAUGCGCAAAUCGUGAUUUAGCACUUCUGUGCAUGUGCGACCGCCAAAACCCAGAAGUAACCCGUUCCGGUACUUUCAGGUUUUGGCGCUUCUGUAACCCAAAAAAACGCAACCUGAAGAUUCUGUAACCCGAGGUAUGACUGUAUCUCGUUUUUAGAAGCCAUCUGAAGGCAACCUUGUAUCAGAUGUCAAGGAAAUAAACAACUAUCUGAUUUUUAGAAGGCAACCUUGUUAUGGGACGUUUUUCAUGUUUUAUUAUAUGUGCUGGAAGCUGCCCAGAAUGGCAGGGGAAACCCAGCCAGAUGGGCAGGGUAUAAAUAAUAAAAUUAUUAUUAUUGAGAUAUAACGAAACCACCAGAAACCACCCUUUUUAUCUCUAAAGUGCCCAAAGAGGUCAGUUACAGGUUUUCCUUUAAACAACAGGGGAUGUCGGCCUGCGCAUCUUGCCAAAGAGGAGUGAGAAAAAGCAGCACUUGCCAAAAUUCUGUGCAACCGGGACAGGGGGUCUUUGUCCUCCACUGAAUCCCGCCACCCUACAGCAGGGAUGGGAGCAACCUGCUGUUCUCCUGAUGUUGGCACAUUCCAGUUCCCAACAGCACCAGCUGACACGGCCAACGGUCAGGAGAGUGAUGGGGAUCUGUAGUCCAGCAACCCCUGAGAGGAGCAUAGAGGGUUCUCCAUCCCAUGCCCUAGAGAACCAGCACUGGGUGCUCCUGCGAUGAUGAAGCUGGCCGGCAGGUUAGCAAGUGUAGAAGCUUCUAAGCCGACUUGUUAUAUCCAGAUACUCCUAUUUCCUUUAGAAGUUAGUUGCUGGCAGGGCUCCAGUGAACACCAGCACGACUUAAUUACUAGACUCUCGAUUUCUCCUUUGGUGCUGAUCCUGCUGGAAAAACACACAUUUGGGCCUGGGAGGGCUUCCGAGACGAUCAGACGGAUGGGCACAUAAUUAGCUGCGUCGUUCAGCAGGGCAGCCCGUCCAUGCUAAGCCGGCAAGUCGGUGUUUUAUGGCCCGACCAACCCUUGGAAUUGUCAGCUGUUUCUGGAAAUCAACCCCAUGGGAGCCACCUAACUUUUGUUCACUAAACGCUGCCGCCUGGGGGAGAUGGAUGGUAAUUGUGUCUGCUGUCUCUCUCUGCCUUUGCCAAGACUCAAAGGCUGCCUCUUCCCGUGCUUCCUCCUCCUUCACAACUUCCCUAAUCUUUGCAGCUGCACAACAACACAGGAGCCGGACAGGCAGUGGCAGUAGAGCUGAUUCUGACAUUCCUGCUGGUCCUCUGUGUCUUCGCCUCGACGGACAGCCGCAGAACUGAUGCUGUGGGCUCCCCAGCGUUAUCUAUCGGACUGUCAGUCACAGCCGGCCAUUUCCUAGGGGUGAGUGUUGUUAUCUCAGCUGGGCAGAGCAAUGGUACAGGGUGUGUUCCUCAGAUGAGAUGGCUCCACGGUUCUUUACCAUUGCAUUCCAGCAGGGGGUGCUAUGGCAAUUGGGGUGGGGGUGGUGGAAGGCAGUGUUGGGAAACUGCUGAGAAGACGGGGGCAUCAGGCAGGCCCCCAGCUGGCUCCAGCCCCCGGCCGGCAGUCGGUCUCCCUUGGAACAGCAUCAAUCAGCGACACGAGCCUCAGAUACGUUUAGAGACCCGUGCACGCUCUAUCAGCAGAGUGUGUAAAUCUUCUCACAGCUGAAGAGGCGGACAGAGAAAUGUGUAAGCAUAAUGUACAGCAUUUUAUUCAGCAUAGUUCAGGAACAGAGGAAAACAUGUCUGCUUCCCUUCGUCUCCAGCAAAACAGCAGUAACACAAAAGCUAUAUACAAACGGAAGUUCCCAGCAAGUGCUGCAAGUAAACAGGCAUGUGGCACACCAGUCAUGCGUGCUCCUUUUAAGGUGGAACGGAACUACCAUAUUGUUCGCUCUAUAAGAUGCACCAGACCACAAGACGCACCUAGUUUUUGGAGGAGGAAAACAAGAAAAAAAUAUAUUCUGAAUCUCAGAAGCCGGAACAGCAAGAGGGAUCGCUGCGCAGUGAAAGCAGCAAUCCCUCUUGCUGUUCUGGCUUCUGUGAUAGCUGUGCAGCCUGCAUUCGCUCCAUAAGACAUUUCCCCUUACUUUUUAGGAGGGAAAAAGUGAGUCUUAUAGAGCAAAAAAUACGGUAUAUUCUAACAGGCAGGUCCCUGGUGCUCCUAUUAGCCAGUAAUAAGUGUAUGGAGGAACCAUGUGUGUAGAACCAGUGGCCUGGUUCCUUCGUAUAAAAGCUAUCCAGCAUUUUGCCAGUGAAACGGUCAAGGAGACUGUUUCUGCACAUGCUGUAAAGGGAAGUGAGGAGAAGAUGGGGCCAGUCAACCUGGGAAGGUAGCCCAUCUAGGAGAAGCAAAACUCUGGUCCCAAACCUCCACUGCCUUGAGGGAUAUCUUCAGGAGAAGAAAAGGCUAAGGGGUAAACUCAACACACAUCUGGAGUGGAGUCCCUAAGACGGUUGGAUGGCGUCUUGCACGUCUCUUCAACUCCUGCCUCCAAGCUGGGGUCAAACGUAUUGCUCUGCUUUCCUUUGGAUCACAUCUGCGAGGCCGAGAAAGCAGUAUUAUUGUCUGGGCAGCCCAAGACCUCCAUACCCACUGCCCAGGCUUGUGCCCCAGGGAGGUCAUGUCAGUGAUACUAUUGCAGCGGUUUGAAUUCACCUCUGGAGGCGCACUCCAUUGUCUCUGUGGGUGCCCAUAACGACAAUUACUGUUGUUGCUAUUUGAUUUUUGUACCUGCCCUUCACCCAGUGGAAGCUGGUCUGUUGGGGUGAAUGGGGCAUUGCCCCACCAACCUCUGUCUGCCCCUAACCAGCCCCCCAUCUGCCUGUUUUCCAAGUGUCAUCUAGGGCUAGGGGUGGCGCUAGCUGUCAUAUUCUUUCUCCUUUGUGCUGCCAUCAUAGAACUCAGCAGGAAGAGGGAUGGGAGCAAAGCCAGUAUCAGUUGGCUCUGCCUGUCAUUGGCUCUCUGGCACCACCUACAGUUGACCUCCCUGCUGUUUUCCCUGCCAGUCCCAAUGGCCACCAGAUUGCCACUACCUUCACCGCUAGACCCCAGGGCGAGUUACUUACAAAAACACUGCAAUAAAAUAUGGAAAGCUGUUAGGACGUUUUGCUCUACCCAUCAUUAAGCGAUGACAUUUCCCCACCAUUAUUACCUUCCAGAUCUAUUUCACGGGCUGCUCGAUGAAUCCUGCACGGUCUUUUGGCCCCGCUGUCAUAAUGGCAAACUUCCAAGAUCACUGGGUAAGUGCUUCCAUCCAGCUACCACCUGAGACUUCAGGCUUGUGAUGGGCCCUGAUAUUGCUAGGAGAUGAAGGACAAGUAGACAUUCCCAGGUCGGCGAUUCGAAUCCCCGUGACGGGGUGAGCUCCCGUUGCUCGGUCCCUGCUCCUGCCAACCUAGCAGUUCGAAAGCAUGUCAAAGUGCAAGUAGAUAAAUAGGUAACGCUCCGGCAGGAAGGUAAACGGUGUUUCCAUGCGCUGCUCUGGUUCACCAGAUGAGGCUCAGUCAUGCUGGCCACAUGACCCGGAAGCCACAAACGCCAGCUCCCUCGGCCAAUAAAGCGAGAUGAGCGUCGCAACCCUGAGUCGUCUGCAGCUGGAACUAAUGGUCAGGGGUCCCUGUACCUUUACCUUAAUAUAUGUUGGAAACUGCCCAGAGUGGCUGAGACAACGCAGUCACAGAUGGCCAGAAUAUAAAUGAUGAUGGUGGUGAUUGACUACGUCUCUAUUUUCAUCAGAGAAACAUUGGGGGGUAUGCCAUAUCAUCCAACAUUUCUCCAAAGAAAAUAGGAACAUCCUACCAUACCCUUCAACAUUUCUCUGAUGAAAAUAGGGACAUCCUGAGGAAAAGAGGGACAUUCCAGGAUCAAAUCAGAAACCAGGACAGCUUCUGUAAAUCCACAACUGUCCCUGGAAAAUAGGGGCACUUGGAGGGUCUGAUUUUCUACCACCCUCAUCCUCGAUGAGCAGCAGAUUUCCAGGGUGUUAGAAAACGGGCAAAGAAAGGGCAAGAUCCUGUCUUCCAGGCCCUGGCACAUGGAUGAAUGGCCGGUGCAUUAAUUAGAUGUAUACAAACAAGACUCAAUUCUUGUUGGGCUCUGUCUUAAUUAAAAUCAGUUGUUUAUGAAAUACGGGUGUGGAAAUUGAUAGAUGAGCUAUGGGCCUUAUCUUAGGGCCCCUGUUUAGACAAUCUGUUAUCCUGAGAUAAUCAUUCCUCCGUUUGCUUCAGCCUUUAAUUUGCUUACAUGCUCAAGUGAUAAAUUAGAUGCUGGAGUAAUGUGAAAGGAAGUCAGCCAACUCUAGCAAGAUCAGGGACUCGACGUGGCUCACCUUUCUUUCAGCCCAGAAUAAGGAACAGAAGAAUCUUGGGUCACUGGAGUUCCUUAAUGGGUAAACAACAGUUGCCAGAAUUCUGGGAAUUGUAGUUUACCUCUAACAGAGCUGCACGUUGCAGUACCCUUAACAAACUGCAUUUCCCAUGAUUCCUUGGAGGAAGUAACAUGCUUUAAAUUAUGGUGCGCGUCUAGGAUUUUUCUUCCACUAUGCUUUUUCACAAAAGGGUGUUAGGCUCAGAGUUGUUUUGAGAGUCUCCUGUGAUUAUACAGAAUUGGAACAAAUAGUACUGUUGUGCCCCAAGAAUUUCAUUGUGUAGCGAGUUCCUGCCUCCCACCAGUAGAAAUAAAGACACAUGACACCACUAUUUUAGGUUAAUGGGCUAAGAUUGGCCACAACUUUAUUGGUUACAGGUAAAGAACGGUAUUGGCUUAGGCAUUGGUCCUAUCCGACUAUCUGGCUUCAGCCUAUUUGCUUGAAGACCGGGAAGGGUUAACACCAGCAGGGGGAGCCCUGCUGAUGCACAUCAACUAGGAACUCCCCCGGGGUCACCGCUCAGGGACGCGAUUGGGCCCUGGCCUCCAUAGGCUUCGGACGAGGCCAUGCCCCCCGGAAUCCUUUACCGGACUACCCUUCAAUAUUUGGGGGAGGUGAUGGCGCUCCCUCCCACAUAUCUACAUAACAAUACCCCUACCAAUGACUAACCACCAAAACCAAAAGAGUUGUGACGAUUUGCUACGAGGUAGGCGAAAAACCAAAUGGCCAGUGCCAAUUUGCCAAGUGGAAAAAAUUCCUACCAGGCCCCUUAACGGCGACCAACCGAAGUCCAUAGCAAGGUCAGAAGGGGAAUCUUAAAGGGUGGGCGGGUGGGAAACCUCAGCAGCUGAGCGGCCAAAAGAGGGAGAUCCCGGGGCCGCGCUCGCCUUAAGUGAGGCAAGCCACACACCCCAAUCGGUCAAUUGUCUAUAAUCUCUGGCAGCAGCUCCAGUUGAUAAUGUUGAUGUUUGAUGUCAGGAGCUUACGUUGGCCAUAAGUAACAGGAAUGAUGAGCACAAAACAUAAGAGAAUUUCAGAGUAUAGCUACACUGUGCAUGGAUCCAGAACCAUUUCCUUUGAGCACCUCGAGACAGUCCCAAAGCCAUUUGACUCUGCUCUGGCCAACUGUUAUGUCCCAAUGGGAUGGGCUUUAGCAAGACUGCACUUGGCAGCAGAACAUGGUUGGCAUAUCUUGGCCCCAUCAUCCCAUUAUGCAUUCUGAGCAGAGGAUGGAAAUAAUAAUAAUAAUAAUAAUAAUAAUAAUAAUAAUAAUAGUUUAUUAUUUGUACCCCGCCCAUCUGGCUGGGUUUCCCCAGCCACUCUGGGAGGCUUCCACAGAGACCAAAAAUACACUAAAAUGUCACACAUUAAAAACUUCCCUGAACAGGGCUGCCUUAAGAUGUCUUCUGAAUGUCAGGUAGUUGUUUAUCGCUUUGACAUCUGAUGGGAGGGCGUUCCACAGGGCGGGCGCCACUACCGAGAAGGCCCUCUGCCUGGUUCCCUGUAGCUUUGCUUCUCGCAAUGAGGGAACCGCCAGAAGGCCCUCGGCGCUGGACCUCAGCGUCUGGGCAGAAGCCAAUGUAGGUCUUUCAAGACCAGUGUUAUGUGGUCUCGGCGGCUGCCCCCAGUCACCAGUCUAGCUGCUGCCUUCUGGAUUAGUUGUAGUUUCUGGGUCACCUUCAAAAGUAGGCCCACAUAGAGCGCAGUAGUCCAAGCGGGAGAUAACUAAAGCAUGCACCACUCUGGCGAGACAGUUCGCGGGCAGGUAGGGUCUCAGCCUGCAUACCAGAUGGAGCUGGUAGACAGCUGUCCUGGACACAGAAUUGACCUGCGCCUCCAUGGACAGCUGUGAGUCCAAAAUGACUCCCAGGCUGCGCACCUGGUCCUUCAGGGGCACAGUUACCCCAUUCAGGACCAGGGAGUCCUCCACACCUGCCCUCCCCCUGUCUCCCCAAAACAGUACUUCUGUCUUGUCAAGGUCCUUUCCAACUAUAUGAUGGUGUGGUAUACCUCAAUAGCACCCCUACUAGCCGAGAAGGGGGCAAACAGCUCUGUAGCUGCUCCAAUUGGGAAUGAUUCCAUUGAGGAGUGACUCACCAAAAACCUAUGUUUUGUUUGCACUUCUUCAGAUCUUUUGGGUGGGACCUCUGGCGGGCGGCAUUGUGGCCUCUCUGAUCUACAACAUCAUCCUCGCUCCUGACACAAGAAGCCUAUCCGAGAGGCUUGAUGUUCUGAAAGGGACCUACCAACCUGAAGAUGACUGGGUGGAGAAGAAUGAUCAGAAGUACUCAACGGAACUGGUGGAUCACAGGAUCAUAGAAUCAUAGAACGGUCAAGCUGGAAGGGACUCUGACGGUUAUCCAGCCCAAACCCACUGUCAAACAGCGCUUACUGUCAGAAAGUUCUUCCUGUUUAGUCAGAAUCUCCUUUCUUGUAACUCUCAAAUCUGCUCUCAUCCAGGAUGAAUGAACCCAGCUCCUUCAACCGUUCCUCAUCAGGCUUGCUUUCCAGACCCCUGAUCAUCUUGGUCGCCUUCCUCUGCACACGUUCCAGCUUGUCAAUAUGCUUCUUAAAUUGUGGCGCCCAGAACUGGACACAGGUGUGGUCUGACCAAGGCAAAAUACAGAGGGAUGCGGGUGGCGCUGUGGGUUGAGCCACAGAGCCUAGGACUUGCCGAUCAGAAGGUCGGCGGUUCGAAUCCCCGCGACGGGGUGAGCUCCCAUUGCUUGGUCCCUGCUCCUGCCAACCUAGCAGUUCAAAAGCACGUCAAAGUGCAAGUAGACAAAUAGGUACCGCUCCGGCGGGAAGGUAAACGGCGUUUCCGUGCGCUGCUCUGGUUCGCCAGAAGCGGCUUAGUCAUGCUGGCCACAUGACCCGGAAGCUGUAUGCCGGCUCCCUCGGCCAAUAAAGCGAGAUGAGCGUCACAACUCCAGAGUCAGCCACGACUGGACCUAAUGGUCAGGGGUCCCUUUACCUUUACUUUUAUUAACUUCCCAAGAUCUGGAAAGGGAGUAACUUUGCGCUGCACAAAGAAGCACUUUUGUCUGGCCUGAACCUCCUAAUGUUCAGCUUCCCUGGAUUCUAGUGUUACUAGAAAGGGAGGAAAACAUUCCUCCACCCACUUUCUUCAUACCACGAAUAAUGGUAUGAACUCCCAUCAUUUCUCCCCUUACUUGUCUUUUCUCUAAACUAAAAAGUUUUAAGGUGGAAGGGAGUAGGUUAAGAAGGGGCUACUCUGCACCACUCCUCCAGGCUGAUAAAGGACCAAACAAAAACAGUACAGCGGUACCUCGGGUUAUGUACUUAAUUCGUUCCGGAGGUCCGUUCUUAACCUGAAACCGUUCUUAACCUGAAGCACCACUUUAGCUAAUGGGGCCUCCUGCUGUUGCCGCGCCGCCAGAGCACGAUUUCUGUUCUCAUCCUGAAGCAAAGUUCUUAACCCGAGGUACUAUUUCUGGGUUAGCGGAGUCUGUAACCUGAAGCGUAUGUAACCCAAGGUAUCACUUUACUCACACCAUCUCCCUAGGGCAGGGGUCAGCAACCUUUUUCAGCCGUGAGCCGGUCCACCGUCCCUCAGACCAUGCGGUGGGCCGGACUAUAUUUGGGGGGGGGGAUAAUGAAUAAAUUCCUAUGCCCCACAAAUAACCCAGAGAUGCAUUUUAAAUAAAAGGACACAUUCUACUCAUGUAAAAACACGCUGAUUCCUGGACCGUUUGUGGGCCGGAUUGAGAAGGCAAUUGGGCCGCAUCCGGCCCACGGGCUUUAGGUUGCCUGCCCCUUCCCUAUUGUUUCAUAGCCUUCCAUGUGCCUGGAGCAUAGGAAGUCUCAGCUUGUCCACUCCCUCCAACAUCAACUGAUGCAUCUAGUCUUUUGACAUCCCCAGGUCUCUCCUUCCUGGCUCUGUUCUUCAGUGAAUGUAGAUUGUAAGCUCUUUGGAGGCAGAGACUCUGUUACUUCUGUUCAGUGCCUAGCACACUGCUAGGGCUAAACUAAAUGCUAAAUAGCCGUAAUAACAAUAAAGCAGUAAUAAUAAAUGGAGCAAAAGCAGCAGCAUCAAACUGGCCACCACACAACAAGCCGGAUUGACAUAUAAGCAAAACAAGCUAUAGCUUAGGGCUCCACUUUCUUGGGGG